Messenger RNA from Prorocentrum cordatum, 3651 nucleotides. The record is from the annotation of a GenBank genome assembly. Lineage: Eukaryota; Dinophyceae; Prorocentrales; Prorocentraceae.
GUCCGCGGGCGCAAACGAGCCGAAGCAGGCGCAGGCGCCGGUCGGCGCUGGGAGCGAAUUGGGCACGAAGGAAACAGAGGAAAGCGGGGAGACGGCAGACGGGGAGGGGCCGGGGGCCGCUCGGAACUGGAAGUACUUCGCGGGCGUGCCCACUGAUGCGCGAGCGCGAGAUCGCGCGGCGGCGUGGGAAGCAGCGGGUCAGGAUGGCCACAGGGGCGCCUCUUGGCCUUUGGCUGCCCAGGCCAGACCCGUGUCCCCUGGCCGAAAGUCUGCGAGAGAGCCGCCAGCAGCACCAGUGGCCACUUGCCACUGGAACCAGCACCCAGCACACAGCACACAGAACUACUCCCUCGGCAGGCUCGUGUCGUGGCGACCCCGGCGUUGGUUUCUGACACCGCGUGGUCGUUCAGCCUUUGGCGAUCGGAGGCCAUUCGAUCCCGAGAUCAUUCCAGAUUGGCUUAUUCUGAACCACUCCUUACACAGAAGACGACGAGGCGCCUCACGGUAAGGCGCCUUCUCGCCCUGCGCAGCGGCGCCUGCCGGGGGCCGACGAGAGGGCGGCGACGCGCUGCGCCAAAGGGCGACAGCGCCCACGCCGGCGAGCCUCUAAUCUUCGCGGCUACCACCAGAGCCCACGUCGUCAUGAUCAAAUGCCGCAGUCUGUCAACUGAUGUUGAUGUCCGAUCAUUUCGACCUGCACGGCGAAAUUGCGCUUCCUGAUACUUUCCAAGCAUCCGGCAACAAUCGCUCUCUGCACAUCUUCAUCCUCAACAAGUGAGGUCGCCCCCUGUGGUGUCAAGUCACGCUUGGCACAAAGGCGCUUCUCAAUAUCAUGCUCUGGCUGAAACCACCCUGGCCUAACCCGCAACGUAUCUUCCUCCAGACGCUGGUACUGUCCUGUGUGCGUUGUGCGUGCUAAGGCCGCCUCUGAAGGUGGCCCUGACGACACAACGGCUCGACGGCCUUUGUUCUGCGCCUGCAACUCCAUGACCAUCUUCCGCGUAUGGUCUGUUCCAUGACGGAGAACUUCGACCUCGUUCUUCCAAUCGCCGUCGGUCUCAAGAAUGGCCUUGAACCACGUCUUUUUCACACCGAUUCUGGCAAUCGACACAUCUUCCUUCUCCUGGUCGACGCAAGCGACUGUGUGGAUACAAAUCAGCUGCCUUCGCAUCCAGCUGGCGAGGCUGGUCAGGUUGGAGAAUAGAUCCACUGGAAACGGACUCCGCCACAACCUGUGCUCAUUAGCGGCCUCGCCUGCAAACAUCUCCGCCUGCGCGAUGUGGCAAGCGAACGAAUCGAAAUCAGCGGCGUCCGUCCCACCUUCCUUGUUGUCGAUGGCAAAGAGAUGACCCAUGAUGCUCUGGCAGUGGCACCAUGCUUGCACAAAAGCCUCAUACGCCAGAUCAGAAGGACGCCCCAUGCUGAACAUGCUGCCCGUGACAAUCAGGACGCCAAUGGCGACCACCAUGUGAACUAGUACGCGGGCGGUUGCCUUAGUUUCAGUUAUGUCAUCGCAACCUUGCAGGAAUGCAUUAGUCCCGAAUGCUGCUGCCAACAAUCCAAUGGAGCUGCAUCGCGAAGUGUAAUGAUGCACAAAAAGGGUAAGCCAUACGUACAUGAAAACAACCGUGGCCAGGCAUAGCUGUGCUGCUGGGUAACACCAGCCCAAGACCGCAUACGCCAAUGUGCCGAAAAACUUGCCAAGCACCACCAACUUGUCAGCCGGUCAAACAUUUUGCCAGUGGGAGAAACGACAGAAUGAGACAGGAGCACGGCGACUGUCGACGGUAUGGUCGCGCCCUUCGCAACGAUGAUGCGACCAUAACCGACAUAAUUGAUCGAAAAGUGAGGUCCGUGCCACAAAACUGCGGUUCUUCGGAGCGAAUAUCGUGCUCUUGUCCAAUACCCCAAGCAAGCACCCACCAUAAGCUGCACCGCAGCAUCUGCGAAGACGCUCUGCGAGAGGAGGAUCGGUCGUCUGCCCAUCUGUGAGCCACGUGCAAUACAUCUGCAAGCUGUCAGCGAAAUCGCACAGGCAAAACAUGAACACGUGCUCUGUAGCCAGCUGUCCCCUCAACUCUCGGGCAUCGUCGUAGGGUUUUCCCCUGGUAAUGUAGUCGAUAUAUGCAUUCACGUGCUUGUUGAGGUUGUCCUCGAAGCCUUCUACCACUUGCACUUGUAACCUCAACUGCUCCUUUUCGACCUCUGUGAUGACUCCGUCAUCAGCCUUCUGCAGCCCACUCUCCAGAAGCUCGAUUGUGGAGGUGGCCAAGUCCACCACGGGGCCCUUGCAAGAGAUCAUCAUCGACUGGUGGGACGCCUCAAACUUCUCCCUCUCGCAGGCGUCCACCACGUGACCUAGGAGCUGCAAGCACCUGGACAAAGUGCGGCUCAACUUGCUCAAGUUGGCGAGCCUCAUCAUGACUAGCCGGGGGCCAGACACACAUGAAGUGGUUUCGAUACUACCUCCCAGUAGCUGCCUUCCAACAGCUCGUUGAGACUGAAGAUCUCGGUUUCGACAGUUCUCAUAGAGCGCAGCAUCUUGGUCUUGCUUAUCUCGUCUGCUUCCUGGGCGGUGUAGAACUCGAUGGUGUUUUCCCAGUGGCGGGCGAGCGCGUGGGCGAUGACCGCAGCACGGUCACUCGCUCCCAUCAUGCAGGUGAUCGGGUAGGGGAGCGAGACUAUCAGCAGUGCCAGCACAAACCCGCUGAACAUCUUCAUGACACCCAAGGACACGCCGCCGCCCCAAUCUUUCCACUCGUACCCAAAGAUGAGGCUCGCAGGCGUGGGCGUAGUCCGGGUCGCUCCGUCUCAGCGGUGCGCCGCGCGCGUCCUCGGCCGCCGGGUUCAGGAACGCCAUCCACGAGAAGACAAAGUUCGAGCAGUAGAAGAUCUGGAAGUUCGCGGGCAGGUUGAGCAGCAAGACGGCGACGAUCGACGCUGCCCCGGCAAGGGCCGUCUAGAAUAGAAGCAGGCGUCGACCCGAGGGAAGAAGAAUUCAAUCGGGCUCCCGUCCUUGCACUCCCCCGUGAGGUCCCCCAGCCUCCAAAAAUGGCACGCGUCGAUUCGAGGCCAAUCAGCGCACUUUCCUGAGCACCCGUCGUAAUACACCGCGUACAUUAGCCACGACACCAAAGCUGAGGCGGCAGUUCCACUUAAACCAGCCCACGCAUUCUUUAUCGUGAUCCCCAUGGUCGGAGCUAGCGUGUAGACGCAAGCCACGAUUGCUUGUGGCCCGAUAACCUGCAUUCUAAUCCCAAGAAUCUCGCCAGUAUUACUACGGAUCGUCGGCCACGCGAAAAGCGUGAGCCAGAAAGCCCCGCGAAAGCCGAUCUCACAAGCAGUUGCGAAGUGGCUGUUCUGCUCGUACCUGAAGCACCUGCGCCACCACGAGAACCUGCUGCGCCAGGCCAUGCCCCUCGGGCGCGCAUGGAAAUGAUCGUCCGCGUCAGAAUCGAAUGAACCAUUCCCAGACGAAGACGAGGACACAUCCGCGGAUGUUGAAGCAGCUGGCGUCAAUGAUGCGAGGCCAUGGCGUAUCAACCCCCGCGGAGACGGCGGCAUCUUGCACUCCCUCAGAGCUGCAGCGCCAUCCAGACGCAGGCUAUCGGACAAGACCCCAGGCGAUCUGCCUUGGUGCCCUUGAGGGCU